Messenger RNA from Cucumis melo (muskmelon), 3303 nucleotides. RefSeq names its product F-box protein SKIP14-like. Gene Ontology annotation, molecular function: protein binding. Gene Ontology annotation, cellular component: cytoplasm. NCBI's taxonomy places the organism in Eukaryota, Viridiplantae, Streptophyta, Magnoliopsida, Cucurbitales, Cucurbitaceae. The transcript is spliced from 2 exons. Bases 874 to 2379 code for a protein of 501 amino acids. The record is from RefSeq and is a predicted model, not a curated record.
AAAUUUGUUUUUAUCGUGGUAACUCUGUUUUAUUUUUUUUCGCACUUUCCUGCUCUCUCUCUCUCUCUCUCUCUCUCUCUCUCACUCUGAACUCGAUCGGCAGGUUCCUUACCCUUCCCUUCUCUCUUUCUUUCUCUCUUGGAGUCGAAUUUCCUCUCGAGGAAGAUAAUCCUUUUUCUCAUUUUUCGUGUUAAAUUCCUAUCUGGAGGAAGAAAAGGCUUCAUAUUCGAGGAUUCGAUUCAAAGAGCUUAAUUGUUUUGUUUCUUGAUUACUCCAUUUUGUUUCAUAGGGUUUCGUUGUUCAUCGAGAUCACUUUGAUCUUUUUAUUUUCUUUCCUGUCAUCACAGUCUCAGGUUUUCAUUUUUGCACUCUCUCCAUCGACGCUUCUGCUUAAGUUUGCUUUUUGUUUUUUGUUUUUUGUUUUUUUUUGUUUUUUUGUUUUUUUUUUCCUGGAAUUCGUGCUUGACUCGCAGAGUUCGGAUUAUGUUUUUGUAGCUGAAAAUAUAGAAAAAUAGAGAACGGUGUAUAGCGGGAUUAGUUUUAUUUGAUUUAAAAGAAAACAAAAAAUCGUUGUUGUUUCCUAUUAUGUAGGUAAUUUCGAUGCGAUCGAUGAUCGUUUUUUGUGUUUCCUCUUUUUGUCAAGCUAAAAAAGCUUUUUCCUUUUAUUUUUUUUGGAAGAAGCUCUAAAAUUCUGGUGCGUUUUUUUAGUUUCGAUCAAAAAUUGAGGGUUUCUUGUAAUUAUUCCUCUUGAAUUUUCUUUUUUCUUCUGUUUCAUUCUCGUUUCUCACGUCUUUCACCUUUUUUCAUAGUUUUUUUGGGAGAAUAUUGGGAAGUUAGGGUUAUAGAUUUAGGUUGGGGUAGGUAGGAUCCUUGAUGACUCUUAAUUUUUCUUGUCGUCCUUUAAUCCCUCUGCACCUUUCCGAGGACAAUUUAGUUUCUCCAAUGAGGAUUGCCAAUGGUUAUAUUGUGGAGGGCAUCCCUGAGAAUAAUGCCGAAGGCUGUGGGAAGCCAUGGCAUCGUGGCCGGGAGGUGGAUGGUUGUUUUGACCAUGGAAAGGAUAGUUGUUCAGAUAGCUCACAGGAUCCUGUCUGUAAGGACAUUCUUCAUAUUCUGCCUGCGGAUCCAUUUGGCAUGGAUAUAAGUACCACUUUUACAGCAAUUACGGGAUGGCUUGAGGACAUGGAAGUGGACUAUGACGAGUGUUUCAGCAGCAGUGGUGGCGCUGGCACUGGCGCUGGCUCUGGCGGAAAGGAUAUCGAGAUCUUUGCAUGUCUGAAUUUUAUUUGGAAUAGCGCUUUGAAGUUCCAAACGUUCCCUGAGACUAAAAGUACUGUUCAGAAACCUUAUCCGAUUUAUAGCUGUGAUAGGUGUCUGGAUGGAAAGGUAACUGGCGACGUGGCCUGCUGCUGUGAUUUUGGAUCCAUUUGUAGCAUGGAUGAAGCCUUUUUUGCUAAUGACGACCCUCCUAGCCGUUGUGGGCAGCUGGAUAUAGAAUGUCAGGAGCAGAAUUGUACCUAUACGGAGAUUGAUGGAGGAGCCCCUCAUGCAGCCUUAAGCUUUGCACUUUCUUAUUUGGGUGUCCAGGAUCUACUCUCUGUUGGAAGGGUUUGCAGAUCUCUGCAUUCGGUGGUACAGGAUGACCCCCUUUUAUGGAGGAACAUUCACAUAGAUCAACCAUUGAACGAGAAGAUCACUGAUAACAUUCUAUUGCAAUUAACUAAUAGGGCUCGAGGUAACCUGCAAUGCUUGAGUCUGGUGGAAUGCCCAAGAAUCACAGACGAGGGUCUGAAGCGCGUGCUUGAAAGCAAUCCUAGGCUUACGAAAUUGUCUGUUCCUGGAUGUACCAGACUCAGUAUUGAAGGCGUUGUUAGCAGCUUGAGGGCUUUCAAGUUGAAGAGUUCUCAAGGAGUGAAACAUCUACGAAUUGGUGGAUUAUACGGGGUGACACAAGAGCAUUUCGAAGAGUUGAACUUCUUACUGGGGAUUGACUGCAGCCUUACACAGAAAAAUUCUUAUAAGCAGCAUUUUUAUUUCAGGGGAAACUUUUAUGUGUCUUGUGAUGAUAAACGUGCCAUGGAUAUUGAAAAAUGUCCAAGAUGCCAAAACCCGAGGAUUAUCUAUGAUUGCCCUGUAGAUGGUUGUCAGGGAAAAGAACAUGCAACUCAAGCAUGUAGAGCAUGCACUCUUUGUAUACCGCGAUGUAUCCAGUGUGGUCGAUGCAUUAAUGAGAGUAGCGAGUAUGUGGAAACAUUUAGCUUGGAAUUGCUCUGCUCAGAUUGUUGGAAGCCAUCACUGACGUGCCAAGAGAAACGUGAUGGGAGGGAACAGGAAAAUGGUUUUGUUCGCCAUGCUCAAGGAGCAACGUGGACUGACUUCUAAUCAAUUCUUGGCAUGGACGUGAGUUGCUCAAUUGGCUUUAUUUAGAAAAGAAAAAAAGAAAAAGAAAAGGAAAAAAAAAACAGGAAAAAAAAAAAAAAAGGAAAAAAAGAAAAGGAAAGAAAAAACUAGAAUCAUUUAUACGGUUCUUGUUAUUUUAUUAUUAAGCUCUAGAGUCGGCUGCCUUCAGGUUCUAUGUAUGGUAGCUGUCAUGUUAAUCCUCCAAUCGUUGAAGUGGAAGACCUUAAAAGAAUAAGUAGUAAAUGCAAAAUAGUGAGGUAAUGAAUAAGAAGAAUCUCUUGUGCUGCAGAAGGCUUCUUACUAUCAUUGUUUGAUGUACAGCAGUUGAUCAAGCUUGGAAGAUGAUCUCUGUGUAGGAUCUCGGAUGUUCUGUUCAUCCUUACCUCUUGGUCGCGAAAACAAGAUGAGUAAGUUUUUUCCCAGCAGCGUCUACUCUACCAGGAUGUGCUCUGCCCUGUGUAAGUGCAGCUCUGCGAUUAUGACAAAGGGGAGCACAAACUUGAUCAAUCUGUGUAGUGUUGGAAGUUAGGUGUCUCUGUUAUAGUCCUGAUAUCUUCAUGAAUAAAGCUACCGUUGGCCUGUGAUGUUCUUUCGAAGGCCACGUGCAUUCUCAGAGUUAUCUCAAAUCUUUUGGGGAUUGGUCAGUAUCCUGUGCUUUAUACGGUCUACCAAAAGUUUGUUGUCUUCAACAUUUCUGCAUUCUUGUUUCUUCAUCUAGCAGUACGUUUGCUUGUUCGUAAUACCUGUGAACGUGGGGAAUCAAAUAAACAAUAAAUGUGUUAUUGUAUCUUUCGAAGUAGUCGUGUACUUCCCUCUUGCUGGACUAGUUCUACCGUCAUUUGCACCACGAAACUUGCUUCUUAUUGUUAUGAAUAUGAUUUAUAAGAUGGGAAUAUGUUUGCAAUA